This is a messenger RNA of Aureococcus anophagefferens, 873 nucleotides long. RefSeq lists its product as hypothetical. Gene Ontology annotation, molecular function: NAD binding; oxidoreductase activity; NADP binding. The annotation marks the transcript as partial. Lineage: Eukaryota; Pelagophyceae; Pelagomonadales; Pelagomonadaceae. The record is from RefSeq and is a predicted model, not a curated record. The transcript has a single exon.
CGGCUCGGCUUCUACGGCCUCGGCACCAUGGGCACUCACAUGGCCGGCCACCUGCACGGGCUCGCCGCGUCCUCCGGCGGUCGCGCCGCCGUCGCCUCGCGCGACGGCGCCAAGGCCGAGGCCUGGGCCGCGGCGCGCGGCGCCGACGUCCGCGGCUCCUUCGCCGAGCUCGCGGAGGCCUGCGACGUCGUCUGCCUGUGCCUGUCGACGACGGACGCCGUCGAGGAGACGCUGCUGGGCUGCGGCGACGCGCUCCGGGACACGCUCGUCGUCGACUGCACGUCCGGCGAACCGGCGCGGACCGCGGCGCUCGGCGCGCGCCUGCGGGAGCGCGGCGCGCGCCUCGUCGAUAGCCCCGUCUCCGGCGGCCCCGCGGGCGCGGAAGCGGGAACGCUCACGUCGAUGAUGGGCGGAAGCGACGCGGACGUCGCGGACGCGCGCGCCGUCGUCGGCUGCUGGUCGAAGAAGACGGUCCACCGCGGCGCGCUCGGCUCCGGCGACGCCGUCAAGAGCGUGAACAACGUCCUCAACACGGCGCACGUGCUCCUGGCGACGGAGGCGGCGCUCGUGCUGCAAAAGUACGGCGUCGACGCGGCCACGGCGCUCGACGUCAUCAACUCGAGAGCUCGGGCGCGAGCCUCCCUGGAGGUCCCGACGCGGCGGCUGCCGGAGCGCGCGCUCAGCCGCGACUUCGGCUUCGGCUUCAAGAUGGGCCUCAUGCGCAAGGACUGCGCCAUCGCGGACGCGCUGGUCGCGGACCUCGCGCCGACGCACGCGCUCAUCCCGGAGGCGACGCGGCUCAUCCGCGCGGCGGAGGCGCGGCUGGGGAGCGACGCGGACUACGCGGCCGUCGCGCGGCUCCUCGAGGCGCUG